This is a messenger RNA of Fusarium poae, 2793 nucleotides long. RefSeq lists its product as uncharacterized. Bases 1 to 2793 code for a protein of 930 amino acids. The record is from RefSeq and is a predicted model, not a curated record. The transcript has 2 exons. Lineage: Eukaryota; Fungi; Ascomycota; Sordariomycetes; Hypocreales; Nectriaceae.
AUGGUGUCCUUCUUUGGCCUCAGACUUGGAGGCGACAGGAAAAAGUCACAGGACAAAAAGUUAGCGACAAAGCAAAUACAACAUUUACAUCACAAUGUCACAUACAACAACAAUGAUAGUGGGUACGAAACCAUUACCACAAUCACGGCAAGGGAGAUCAAACGACAGAGCAACUUCUCCCGCCCAAAUCUCGCUCGUCCUGGCACAUCACACUCUCAACUCGAACCCCCGACCCGCGUGCCCUAUAUGAAUACCGCAGGAGGCGCUUCUUCCAUGGUUGAUCUCGCUGCCCCGCGAGCACCAGGAAUGGGAAACCCACGAUUCCACUCUUCGGAUAUGCAGCUCAACACACGCUUUGGCAAUGGUAGUUCGACAAGUCUUGUUGCCCCCAGCCCUGUAAACCCAGAUGGCAACAACAAUAGGCCCGGUACGCCUACACGUCCUGGAACCGCUGUAUCGACGAGAGAGCCUCCGAACCCGUUCAAUAUUCACUUUGGAAAGGAUUCUGUCAGCAGUAUACCCUCAACGCCCCACGACGAUCUCGGAAGUCACCCUGAACCAUUCGAAUUUAAUCUCGGAACCGAAAUCAAGGAAGUCAGGACCAGGAGUCCCAUUCCCACUGCCAACAAUGGAUGUCCAUCUCCUCCGCCUUCCAUCGUCAACGCUGAGCGAUCCUUUUCUCCCGACAAUCGACCUUCGAGCAGCCGUCAAAACGUUCCCGCCGCACCCACUCUCCAGAAGCCUAGCGCUGCCGGUCCUAUGUCUCUUCCCAGCCCAGCUGUCUCGGUUGCUCGAAGCGAGGAUACUUGGGAGUCUCCUGUGAUACGUAAUGUCUCAGCUAAGCGCGACACAUUCACAUUCCACAUGCCUAGAAAAUCGAGCUUUACCAUGGAGACGGAUCCUCGUGAUAGUCCCAAGCCCAUGGCUGAAGGUCUCGCUGGAAACUUUGCUGGGUUUGACUUUGGUGAGACUGUCAGGAAGGGGAGUAUCGGAGGCAAGAGCAUCGAUACAGCGAGCGAAGGCAGAGUGAGCCCGAUCGAUACAAACGUCAAGCCUAAACCGCUGGCAAAUACCAGGACAGCCAGUCCUCUCGGAAGCGCAAGAACUGCGAGCCCCCUCAGGACUAUGCAGUCGAGUCCCAGUCUAAGCAUGCUUGAUACGGCUUUGACCCGAACUCGAACGGCCAGCGAUGCCAUGUCACCUCUGUCUCUGGUGUCUUCGCUGGCGUCGGCGGCAGCAGAAGAGGUUCCUCGUAUCCAAACGCCUCAACCUUCUCAGCAGCCCAAGCCGAUGCAUCAAGCUCCCAAGAUCCUUCAACCUGGUCAGCUGUCAGAGCCUCUACAAGCUAUGCGACCUGUCUCGCCUUCGCGCUCACCCAUGCCCUCGCCGCUUUCGCAACCACCUCAACAAAACUCACCUGGGCCGUCUCCCAUUCUCUCUUCCUUCCCAGGUCGCGAAACUUCACCAGUACAUGAUUUCGAGUUCCCUCGUUCUCCCCCACGAGGAUUCCAACAGUCGGCUCUACCUUCACCUCAAUAUCCACCCAAGCAGUACAAGGCAUACCAGCCUCCCAACUCUUCUCCGCCUACGAAACCUCUACCUUCGCCAUACCGGUCGCCUUCAUCUCCUCUCCCUCCUGUGCCACCACCUCGAUUGAACCCUGGCAACAGCAGAGGUAACAGCAGGAGUAAUACUCCCGACGUUAUUUCUAGGAGCGCAACUCCCGACACGCUUGCGAGCCCUGACCCAGGUUUCAUGAACCUACCUCUCCAGCCUCCUCCUCGCGGUCUCCGUCCACGUACCGACUCCGAACCAAAGCUUGGUCGUCCUGUUCGAGUUCCUGCUCCUCUCACUGAACGCUCAGCCACUAUUCCUCUUGUUGGGUCUGGGCCAAAGAGUGCUGUUGGCCCUGGUUUUGAUGAUAGUGGUUUCGUUCGCGCUGCUCGUAUUCCUGAGCUACCCAGAACAGCAAGCCCAUUCCUCCAACAAGCUUCUGAGCCAUCAAGAACACCGAGUCCCUUCCGCGCACAUAGCCCUCAGCCACCACAAACGGCCAGUCCGUUCCUACAGCAAACUCCUCAGCCGCCCAGGACAACCAGUCCAUUCCUCCAACAGAGUCCCAUGGAAGGUGAAUUUCCCGUCCAAAAGGGCUUGCCACGAGGACGCAGACCUCAACAGCCUGAGCCCCAGAGUCCUGCGAGGGGCUUUGGCCUAGAACCAAGGAAGCAACGUCGCCAGCCUCCGGUGUAUCCUCCACCCAGAAAUGAAUCACCGGUAGCUCCAGACUCUUUCGAGGCGCCAAGUACACCCAACUGGAACGAAUUUGACCGCGGCGAAGCACACAAGUCUGCCAUUCCAGCUGCUCUCUCACCCUUCCGGACCCAGUUCGCUCGCUCUCCUACACAAGCUACUGACUCCUCCUUGAGUCCACGCCUCGCUCAAUAUGCUUCUUCACCCAUUUCUGAUACCUCACCAAGUCUGCCAUCGCCUUCGUUUCCCUCAUUGCAAAAGACGAUUUCCAACUCGAGUGAGAAUCUCGCACGGAUGUUUGACAUUGAUGGACCGUACGACCAGCGACCCGAACCUAGUCAAGGCGGCAGGCCACUAAUCUCACCCGUCAUGGUGGACUUUGUGCAGCCCAGAGACAGGGAUCGCAGCAGGACUCGCGUCGAGGCCAAGAGGGCUCCCCCUCGACCAAACCCCAUCACCGUCCCAGGGCCGCUCUCUACAGAGCCUGUAAAGAUCAGAACCCCGAACCCUGUGGUUGAUGCGAACAACCCUGGAUUUAUCUAA